GCUAAGCUAGAAAACUGCUGCAUUGCCCCAUUCCAGCUAAUAUUUCAGUAACAAUGUCUUCAGUUCAGCAUCUCAGAGAGUUUAUCAGAGAGAGACUAACUGCUGCUGCUCAAGAAAUCUUCACCGAGGUUGAAAAAACCAUCAUUUGCUACGAGGAAGAGCUCGAUGCUCAGCGCAGAAUGAUGGGGAUCAACUGGAAACCAGAAAUUAAGCUACACAGAAUCGGUUCGGAGCUGCAGAGACAAAGUUCUGACCUCCAAAAGCCAAGUGUCUCCAAUGAGGAUGAAGCUUCUGCCAUCCAACAAGCCUUUAGCCUGGCAAGUAGGUCCAGUCAGGACCAGAAAGAAGCAGAACCUCAGUGGACUGAAGAGGAACAGAUGGAACCACAACAAAAAUGGAUGAAAGGAGAGGAUGAACCAGAACCUACACUGCUCAAAGAUAAGGAAAUAGAAUUUCCACUAACAUAUGUAAAAGAAGAGGAACUAGAGUCUUCAGUGCAUCAACAUGAACAGCAGCCACCAGAACAUUUACCAACUGGACAGAACCAGAAGAACCUCUGCAGCAGUCAGGAGGGAGAGCAGCUUGUCCAGAAGCAGUUUGUUGCUUUGAUUGAGACUUCUACUCUUCAGGAAGAUGAUAUGAAUGAAGAAAAAGGAAAAACAGAGCAGCUUUCCCUUCUUAUCUCUCCAGUGGUUGAGAGCAAAGAUCAGGAAGGAAGCAGCUCCUCUGAGUCAGAGAGUCAAUCUGAUACCAGUACAAAGAAAACAUCUUUCAAAUGUGACAUUUGUGGGAGAUGUUACCCACAACAGUACAAAUUAAAAAACCAUUACAAAACGCACACUGGACCUAAGGCGAUUCAUACAGGUGAGAGGCCUUUUUCAUGCCAGUUAUGCGGAAAGAGAUUCUCUCGGCUUGGUAAUUUAAAGGUUCACAAAAGAACUCAUACAGGUGAGAAGCCUUUUUCAUGUCAGUCCUGUGGAAAAAGUUUCUGUCAAAUUAGUAUUUUAAAUCGUCACAAGACAAUACAUACGGGUGAGAGGCCUUUUUCAUGCCAGUCAUGCGGAAAGAGAUUCUCUCGGCUUGGUAAUUUAAAGAAUCACAAAAGAACUCAUACAGGUGAGAAGCCUUUUUCAUGUCAGUCCUGUGGAAAAAGUUUCUGUCAAAUUAGUAUUUUAAAUCGUCACAAGACAAUUCAUACAAGUGAGAAGCCUUUUUCUUGUCAAACAUGUGGGAGAAGAUUCAGUCGAAAGGAUAAUUUGAACAUUCACAUGAAAACUCAUACAGCUCGGAGACUGCUUUGAAACCAAACUUGUGAAAAAAUUUGCUUUGAAAUUUAUUACUUAUUCUCUUUAGAACCCACAUGGGUGAGAUGUGUUUCCCACAUAAAAUAUGGUGGGGAAAGUGUUCUUUUAUUAUAGUAAACUGAAUUUUCACAUAACGCAGAAGUAACAAUUAGGCAUUUAACUUGCACAGAUUGACUGUAAUAAAUAUUAAGCAAUGUCUUGGAUUGUUUUCACUUUGCAAAAUACAUUAGAGGGCUGUACAGUGGUGCAGUUGGUAGAGCUGUUGCCUGGGUUCGAUUCCCGGCCCGGGGUCUUUCUGCAUGGAGUUUGCAUGUUCUCCCUGUGCAUGGUGGGUUCUCUCCGGGUUCUCCGG
Molecule: messenger RNA, 1656 nt
Organism: Gambusia affinis (western mosquitofish)
Lineage: Eukaryota; Metazoa; Chordata; Actinopteri; Cyprinodontiformes; Poeciliidae
Product: zinc finger protein 771-like
Exons: 2
Coding region: 54-1301 (415 amino acids)
Source: RefSeq, a predicted model, not a curated record